AUGAGGAAAGUUCACUGCGAAGAAAGUACACUUCGAGGAAAGCUCACAGCGAGGAAAUUUCGCAGCGAGGAAAGUUCACCGCGAGAAAUGUUCACAGCGAGAAAGGAAUAUCACAAUAAUGAUUUAGGAUAUGUGGAGCCUCACGCCUACCUGAGGCGGCCUGCCCAUCCGUCAGCCGAGCAAAUGAAAGAAAUUCUCUGGCGACUCUCUACAAAGCAGCUGAAAAGUAACGAGUGGAAAAAAUUAGCGCUCUAUUGGAAAUUUAAACCGGAACAUAUUCAAGCCAUUGAACACCAGUACAUAGGUCCCAACAGUUACAAAGAACACGGGUAUCGAUUGCUGAUAAUCUGGUUGCACGGAAUUAGAAAAGAUGAAAAUAUUAUGAAGUUACUCUUUGAAGCUUUAGUAGCUAUUGAUCGACGAAACCUCGCUGAGCAAAUUCGACGUAAAGUAACUCUUCACGGUCAAAAGACCUGUUCCCCAAUGGCUUGCAUGAUCACGUGA
This is a messenger RNA of Acanthosepion pharaonis, 504 nucleotides long. Lineage: Eukaryota; Metazoa; Mollusca; Cephalopoda; Sepiida; Sepiidae. The record is from the annotation of a GenBank genome assembly.